AGGGACAAACCCCUUCUUCGUAUUUGGAGUCACCGUUGUUGCGCUUUUUACCAACCCUCACUCUGGCGAUUUGCUAUGAGCAGUGAUCAAGUUGUUCCGAUGCACCAGAACAGAGCUCCGGUUCCGGCGAACCACCGGCCGUUUCACCACCGGCGCCGAGAUCGAUCUCCGCCGUCCUCCAGAACCUUCGCCACCGCUCACCGCCGCCCUAAUUUCAUCAUCGAACUCCGUUCGCAAAGUAACGAUCAGAAUUCGUACAAUCGCCAUGAAAUUGUUACUCUCAUGGGGAAAUUUAAGUCCGCUCCUGAUGACUUUUUUCUCUACCAAACAGGUGUGGUUGCUGCUAGGUUUUUCUACCAGCAGUGGACUACGGUGCUGCAGACGCUUGUGUAUCUGUGGGAGGUUUUAUUAGACGGAGGUUUGUCGUUUAUGCCGCGCCUUGUACAGAAUGUGCUGGUGCCUUCCGAUACAGAGGAGUUAAAUUCUCGGCUUAGGGUUUUGUUCAGGGAGAAGAUAUUAAGCCUUUUGGAAGGAGAAUUGGUGAAGAAAAUGGGGAAUAAGUUGGAGGAAGUGUCGCGGGAGAUUGCGAGGUUAGGUUUGUUGUUAAAGAAGCCGAAGAGGCCGGUGAUGCAUAUGGAGUUAUGGAAAAAGAGGGAAGGGAAUGUGCGUGAGAAAGAGUUGAUUGAGAGGAGGAUUGGAGAGUUUAAAUCUGCGAUGGGAUGUAUACUCGAUUAUCUCGAUGGGAAGGUGUUUGAUGGUUCGGAUGUUAAGGUGUUGUUGUUGAAAGGAGGUUUUGAUUGGAACAAGAUUUAUUGGAUGAUUAAGAGGGAGUGUCGACGGCUUGAUGAUGGUUUGCCGAUUUAUGCUGAUCGUAUGGAUAUCCUUUGGAAGAUACACUGUCAGCAGGUAAUGGUGUUGAUCGGAGAAACCGGUUCGGGAAAAAGCACCCAGCUGGUUCAGUUCCUUGUUGAUUCUGGAGUGGCAGGUGACAAGUCGAUAGUUUGCACGCAGCCACGUAAGCUUGCUGCCAUAUCAUUAGCAAAUAGAGUUAAAGAAGAAAGUCGUGGGUGUUGUGACGAUAAUUCAAUCAUUUGUUCAUCAACCUAUUCAUCUUUUGACCGGUUGGAUUCUAAGGUGAUAUACUUAACCGACCACUGCCUACUUCAGCACUACAUGAACGACAAGAACUUUUCUUGGGCAUCGUGCAUCAUCGUUGACGAGGCACAUGAAAGAAGCUUGUCAACCGAUCUUCUUUUAGCGUUAAUAAAAGAUCUACUCCACCGGCGGUCUGAUCUACGGUUUAUCAUAAUGUCUGCAACCGCCGACGCAGAACAACUCUCUAAAUAUUAUUUCGAUUGCGAUACGCAUCAUGUGGCGGGCAGAACUUUCCCUGUUGAUAUUCGAUACGUUCCCGCAUUAUCAUCAUCAUCAUCUAAUGUUCACCAUGACUUUGUGGCCCCAUAUGUUUCCGAAGUGUUAAAAAGGGUCGGUGAGAUCCAUCGAACGGAGGAUCAAGGGACGAUUCUUGCGUUUCUCACUUCUCAAAUGGAGGUAGAAUGGGCCUGUGAUCAGUUUAAAGGGCCAUCGAUAGUUUCAUUACCUUUGCAUGGAAAGUUAUCUCACGAAGAACAAUACCGUGUGUAUCUGAAUUAUCCCAACAAGCGAAAAGUCAUAUUCUCGACCAAUCUUGCUGAGACAUCAUUGACUAUUCCAGGAGUCAAAUAUGUUGUUGACUCUGGUAUGGUCAAAGAGAGUCGGUUUGAACCCGGGACUGGGAUGAACGUUCUUAAAGUUUGUAGGAUCAGUCAAAGUUCGGCUAACCAACGCGCGGGUCGUGCUGGCAGAACGGAACCCGGAAAGUGUUAUCGGAUUUACGAAGAGAGAGAAUUUCAGUCCAUGCCUUGUCAUCAAGAACCCGAAAUCCGUAGGGUUAAUCUCGGAAUUGCGGUUCUCAGAAUUCUCGCUCUUGGGAUUCAUAAAGUUGAGGAGUUUGAUUUUAUCGACGCGCCAUGCAAUACAGCUAUCGAGACUGCGAUCAAGAAUCUGAUCCAAUUGGGAGCCAUCGUACUCGAACACGGUAUCCAUAAGUUAACGAAAGACGGUCGGAUGUUGGUGAAAUUAGGAAUCGAGCCGAGGCUCGGUAAAAUGAUUCUGAAGUGCUUUGAAAACCGUAUGGGCAGGGAAGGACUCGUUCUUGCUGCGGUUAUGGCUAAUUCCAGCAGCAUAUUUUGCAGAGUCGGUAAAGAUGAAGAAAAACAAAAAUCAGAUUGUUUAAAAGUACAAUUCUGCCAUACAGGUGGUGAUUUAUUUACUUUAUUAUCUGUUUACAGAAAAUGGGAAUCUAUUCCUCGUGAUAAGAGGAAUCAAUGGUGUUGGGAUAAUAGCAUUAACGCAAAAUCUAUGCGAAGAUGCCAAGAAACUGUGCAGGAAAUGGAAAGUUGUCUUCAGCACGAGCUCAAUAUCAUUAUUCCGACUUAUUGGCGAUGGGAUCCCAUGGUGAAAACCGAAUACGAUCAAAUUCUUAAAGAUGUCAUACUUUCGGCUCUAGCAGAUAACAUAGCAAUGUAUUCGGGAAACGAUAAUCUUGGUUAUGAAGUACCGUCAACUGGAACGCAUGUUCAGUUGCAUCCUUCGUGUUCGUUACUGAUGUUCGGCGAGAGACCAAGUUGGGUGGUUUUUGGGGAAAUUAUCGCAAUGCCGAAUCAGUACUUGGUUUGUGUAACUUCUGUUGACUUCGAAUCUUUGCUGACUCUUUCCCCUGCUCCAUUUGAUAUUUCGCAGAUUGACCGUCGGAAACUGCAACUAAAGGUGUUAACGGGUUUCGGAACAACAUUACUGAAAAGAUUUUGCGGGAAGUCAAAUUCUAGUCUGAGACAUCUUGUUUCAAACAUCAAGGAUACCAUUAACGAUGACAGAGUUCGUCUUGAAGUUUCCGUUGACCACAAUGAAGUCAACGUAUUUGCGACUUCCGAACACCUAACACGGGUGUGUGAGAUUGUAAACUCGGUAUUGGAGCGGGAAGGAAGGUGGUUACAAAAUGAAUGCCUGGAAAAAUGUCUGUUUCCCGACAGACACGUGUCCCCUCCUGUAGCUCUGUUCGGUUCGGGUGCCGAGAUAAAGCAUCUGGAACUCGAAAAACGAUGUCUUACAGUUGAUAUAUUCGUUCAUGGCUCACACGAUAUCGAGGAGAAAGAGCUGCUUUCGUUUUUGGAACAACACACAUCCGGCAACAUCUGUGCUGUUCAUAAGCUUAAUUUAGUCGGUCAAGAUAACGAAAAGUGGGGCCGGGUAACGUUUUUCACUCCCGAAGCCGCUGAGAAAGCUACAAAGUUGAGUCCAGUUGACUUCAAUAACUGUAAACUGAAAAUCGCUCCGUCAAGAAGCAUAUUUGGAGGCGAUAACAAGUUCUCGUCUUUUCCAGCUGUGAAAGCGAAAGUAGCAUGGCCCCGUAGGCGUAACCGAGGUUUUGCGUUUGUUCAAUGUAAUCCGCAAGACGUAUCAGCCAUGGUUGAAGAUUUUUCGAACGUGUUAAUCGGCGACCAGUUUAUAAACUGUAGGCCGAGCAUGAAGUUUACCGACAGUAUUAUGCUGUCGGGAAUUGACGGGGAUGUCUUCGAACCCGAACUUUAUGAUGCAUUAUACAGAGCAACCAAUCGAAAAAUUCUGAAAGUUACCCUACCACGGGCUGCAGCUGUAGAGAAUCCGCCCCUUGUGGUUCUGGAAGAUGCGCUUUUGAGAGAGGUGAGAUCGUUCAUGCCAGCAGGGAAUUCGAAGAACGAAUGUGUUCGUGUUCAUAUUUUCCCAUAUGAAGCGUUUGAUAAUUACGUGAAAGCAGAGAUUAGUUUCGAUGGAAGUUUACAUUUGGAGGCUGCGAAAGCGUUGGAGCAGAUUGACGGGAAAUCGUUGUCGGGUUGUCAGCCAUGGCAGAAGAUCAAAUGUCAGCAGCAGUUUAAUAGCAUUGUUUCUUGCCCUGCUUCUGUGUAUGGCGUUAUUAAAGAGCAACUGCAAGCUUUACUCAAAAAUCUUGAGAAUCGGAAAGGAGCGGAGUUCUUUCCGGACUGGAACGAGAACGGGACAUACCGUAUCAGGAUAUCUGCCAAGGCUACAAAAAUAAUGGCCGAAUCGAGACGACCUCUGGAACAGCUUAUGAACGGAAGAACCAUAAUUGAUGAUCAGCUCACUCCGCCUGUUAUACAACUUAUCUUUUCUCGUGAAGGAUUCGCUCUGCAGAGGUCCAUUCAACGCGAAACCGGCACGUUUUUCCUAUUUGACAGACAUAAUCAUAGCUUUCGAGUCUUCGGCCCGUUAAACAAGCUCGAUCUAGCCCAGAACAAGCUGGUUCAGUCCCUUGUGACCCUACACGAGAACAAACAGCUCGAUGUUCAUCUCAGGGGUCCCGCUUUUCCGCCCGAUUUGAUGAAAAAGGUGGUUGAAAAGUUUGGGCCCGACCUUCACGGGCUUAAAGAAAGAUUCCCGGGAUCAGACUUCAUGUUAAACACGCGCCACCAUAUCAUCUCCGUUCGCGGUACUAAAGAAUUGAAACAAAAUGUCGAAGAAACAGUACACGAGAUUGUUCGGACCACGACUUCUACUUCUGGUCAAACGGUCAUAAGUCAAACGCGCUCAUGUCCUAUUUGUCUCUGCGAUGUCGAAGAUGGCUACCGCUUGGAAAAGUGCAACCAUGAGUUUUGUCGGCCGUGUUUGGUCGAACAAUUGGAAUCUGCAAUCAAGAACCCCGGGAACAGUUUCCCGAUCCGCUGUGCGCAAGAGGGUUGCAGGGAGUUGAUCUUAGUGGUGGACAUUAAAUCACUUCUGUUAACUGAUAAGCCUCUUAACUCCAUCAGGGAGGAAACUGGCGACAAACUCGAAAGAUUAGGGAGCAAACUGGCGACAAACUCGAAAGAUCAGGGAGGAAAAUGGCUAUUUUUAAACUAUUAGAGCAAAACCGUUAAAAUGACCAAACCACAGGGAGCAAAACGAAAGUUUACUCUUAAAAUUAAAAUAAAUUACAACGUAAAUUUACUUACUAUGGUGCUAAAAUGGUAAAUAUACUUAAAGAGUAAAGUACACGGAUGGUCCCUGUGGUUGACCAAAAUGUUGGAUUUGGUUUUCAUCUUUCCAAAAGUACACGGAUGGUCCAUGUGGUUUGUGCUCUUUAACACUGUCUCCCAACUUUUACCAGAAGUAUAUGGAUGUCCCUAUGGUUUGUACUUUUAACGCAUUUAGUCGUUAACUUGGACCAGCUGCAACCUUUAGUUUUGUUAGCUGGGGACUAAAUGCGUUAAAAACUGCAAACCACAGGACCAUCUGUGUACUUUUGGAAAGCUAGGGACCAAAUCCAGCUUUUUGAUUAACCACGGGGACCAUCCGUGUACUUUACUCAAUACUUAACUAUGCGCCAAACUGGUAAAAAAUUAAAAGAAAAACAGUAAAAAAGACCUCUAGUUGCCAUAAAGCCGUUAAAAACGGUUAUUUUCGAUUCUAACGGUAAUACCUGGUUUGGGUAGGGUAUCAUACCCUGGUUGAUAAAUAUUGGUUCUGGGUAGGUGGGUAUGGUUUCAGGUAUUUUUGGGUUUGGAUUUUACCUUAAAAACCUGUCUGUCCUAUAUAUACCCGGCGUGUACCGAACCGGGUUGAGAAUACCCGAUUUAGGUUUUCUUUUUCUUUUCGGGUAGUGUUUAAUCCUCAUAUUUUUUUUGCACGC
Helianthus annuus (common sunflower) is the source of this 5704-nucleotide messenger RNA. RefSeq names its product ATP-dependent RNA helicase DEAH11, chloroplastic. Gene Ontology annotation, molecular function: RNA binding; metal ion binding; ATP binding. Gene Ontology annotation, cellular component: intracellular anatomical structure; catalytic step 2 spliceosome. The record is from RefSeq and is a predicted model, not a curated record. Bases 76 to 4938 code for a protein of 1620 amino acids. The transcript has 5 exons. NCBI's taxonomy places the organism in Eukaryota, Viridiplantae, Streptophyta, Magnoliopsida, Asterales, Asteraceae. Gene Ontology annotation, biological process: spliceosomal complex disassembly.